Messenger RNA from Dromiciops gliroides (monito del monte), 8337 nucleotides. It is a transcript of the gene TET1, whose product is annotated as tet methylcytosine dioxygenase 1. Gene Ontology annotation, cellular component: nucleus. Gene Ontology annotation, molecular function: zinc ion binding; DNA 5-methylcytosine dioxygenase activity; DNA binding. The transcript is spliced from 11 exons. Gene Ontology annotation, biological process: oxidative demethylation; positive regulation of transcription by RNA polymerase II. Lineage: Eukaryota; Metazoa; Chordata; Mammalia; Microbiotheria; Microbiotheriidae. The record is from RefSeq and is a predicted model, not a curated record. Bases 1 to 6405 code for a protein of 2134 amino acids.
AUGUCUCGCUCCCGUCAUGGGAGAUCUUCCAAAUUAGUCAGAAAGGAAGAUCUAAGCAAAAAGAAAACCAGCCAACUAAAUAAGGCAUCCAAGAUUAUGACCAAAAAGGUGACGUUGGUGAAAGCUCUGAGUGCUGGGAAAUUAAAACAGCUCAUGCAAGAAAGAAAUAAUGUUAAGAAAAAGUCCAAACCAAAACAACCUGUGCCAGUAAGAAGUCUUCUGACAAGAGCUAGAGCUGCUCGAAGGAGCUUGGAUCAAACCGAUGUCCUUUUCCAGAAUCCAGAGUCCUUAUCCUGCAAUGGCUUUACAAUGUCUCUUCGAAGCACAUCUCUAAUUCAACGCCUGUCCCGACCUCCAGUGGUCAUUACAAGACCUGAGAAAAUCCCAUCCUCUAAGACUUUGCAAAAGGAAGAUAAACGCAAAUAUAGGAUCCUGGCAGAGUCCAAAGAACAUACAGUAGAAAUUGAAAAGGAGACAGAGGAGUCACAAGAAAGCUUAAUCUCUCCUGACAAAGAGGAGUCCAUAGUUGUUACUUCUGAUGCAUCCCCAAGCCAAGAUAAUGGACAAGAAAAUAUGCCUUUUAAUGAAGAUGUCACUCGGUUUCAGUGUGUAGAGGAUCCCAUAAAAACUAUUCCUACUCAUAGCAUUCUACCAACUCAGAUUUCUGAGGCAUCAGAAGAGAACUGUAGGUGUGAAGGCCUGUUCCUUGAAAAGCUACUAAAUGAUUCAAGUGAUACUGUUCAAGCUCUCACCCAAGACCCGAUGCCUAUUUCUUUAUUUAAAAAUGCUGCCCAUGUAGUGACCUCUAAACCAAGUCCCAGCAUGCCUUUAGAAAAUUUGGGCUCAAAAGCAGAAUUUCUUAAACUGGCUGACUCUUACUUGGAGCCAAGGAAGGAGAAACCUGAUUCACAUCGGCCCUCCUGUUAUAAAGGCAAAUCUGAACUGGAUCUCCAAAAUAUAAUGGUGCCUAGCAGGUCUAUUUUUCCUACCUCUUUAGCAAAUUACCUCUCAACAGAAUCAGACCAGCAAGAGGCUAUUCAUGGUUCUCUAGACCAACCUGUGACCCAAAGCACUGCUUCAGACCUGCUAGAGGCCCAUGGUGCUAUGCAAACUUUGACUUUGGACUCAGGUCAGAUUGCUAGUUCAUUGCCAAACCUUGAGAAAUGUCUGGUUGCCUCUACAACAGAUAGAGUUGAUCAAGAGCUGCAAAAACCAGAUAAGUGCUUGCUUUCAGAGUUGCCAUCCAACAAUCAUAAUUUCACACUAGUCCCUGAGAGUGAAGUAAACAAAGAAUCAAAUCCUUUUUCAGAAGACCCCAAGUUGGCACUGAUUGAUGCUGGCCAAUUGGAUGGAGAGAGUCUCCAGAUCAGUGCAACUAAUGUGAUUUCUGUAUCCAUGGCAUUUUCAAGCACCACCUCUUACUCUUGUCCUUUCUCCUACACUACUUUGCUCCCUACUCUAGAAAAGAAGAAACGAAAGCGAUGUGGAGUUUGUGAACCUUGCCAACAGAAGGCGAACUGUGGUGAAUGUAUUAGCUGUAAAAACCGAAAAUACAGCCACCAAGUCUGUAAGAUGAGAAAAUGUGAGGAGCUGAAAAAGAAGCCGAUGGUCAUAGUGCCUGUUGAGGUUAUAAAGGAAAACAAGAGACCCCAGAGGGAAAAGAAGCCCAAAGUUUUAAAGAUACAUUUAGACAACAGACUAGUAAAUGGCCCCAGGUCAGAAUCCAUGGAAAACAGUAAAUGUGGUAAUGGUGAAAAACAAAGGUUGAAGUUAAACCAGAACAUCCUUGGAAAUGUACAGACCAAUGAAGAAGACACCAUGACAGGUAUAGAAGUAGAGAAAUGGUCAGAGAACAAGAAAUCCCACUUGACCAUCCAUGUCAAAGGAGACACUGGUGAUCCUGCAACUGAGACUGAAAACUUGAAAAACUCUGAAGACAAUGAGAAAAAAACCCUUUCGAGUGACCUCAUUGAGCCCCCCAAAUUGUUUGCACAAACUGUUAAAAAUGGCAUUAAAAAUGUAUACUACUCACCAGCUGAAGCUGAUGUGUCAUUGAAAAAAGUCAAGUUUGAAAAAACUCCAGAUUUGAUUGAUCAUGACACAGAAAGCAAUCCCCCUCCCUAUUUGGGGAACACUACUAGCUCUGACAAUAGAGCAGGUGCUUUGGUCCCUGGCAUUUACCAUGCUCACCUCAAGAGGGAAGAUAAUAUUUUAGUGAUACAGAAGACAGACUCGCUCUGUCCCUCUCCUCAAGACCCCACCGACAUCUUUUUGAACAGUAAUAUCAGUGCCCAAGAAAAUCCAUCUCAUGCGAUCACAUUGGGAAAAGAGAUCAAACAAGGAGAAGUCCCUGAAAGCAAACCCAUCAGCGAGCUAAAAUAUGAUGAUUCUCUGGUUGAGCCUUGUCUUCUGUCACUGAUGAGAGACAGGAGGCUCACUCUUGAGCAGGUAGUGGCCAUAGAAGCCCUCACUCAGCUAUCAGAAGCUCCCUCUGAAAAUUCUUCACCAUCUAAACCAGGAAAGGAUGAAGAGACUGCACAACUGACGACAAACUUGCUUCACAGCUGUAAAGCAAUUUUGUGUUCUGUGGGAUCCCCUGCAGGAAAAGACUUCCAAGAUCCAAACUUAAAAAUUGAUUCCCUGGUCCUGCAUCCCUGCCCCCCCUUGGAAAAGCAAGCUCCCAGGAAGCCAGUGCUCUACAAUGGCCAAAAUCAUUCCAAAUUGCACAAUAGUUUAAUGACAAAUCACAGCACAUCUAAGACACAUGCAUCUUCUAGAGUCACCAAGUCAGGAUCCAUCACAGAACCAAAUUCACAUUCCUCCAGGAAUCACACCAACAAAGAAAUUGUUCUUCAGGGGAGAAUUACUGUUGGCAGGUGUGCCAAGAGUGCACAUGGUUUACAAACAAGUAGCAAGUUGGCGUUUUGCAGGCAAUUACAGGAAAGCACUAGCAAAAAGUUUGACUCCAAAAAUCAUUUGUCCUAUAGGGAUACCCCUCACAGUCAGAUAGAAGAAGAUGUAGCUGCCCAGUUGACCCAACUUGCAUCCAUUAUCGAGUCCAAUAAUGCAAAGCGGGAGGAAAAAGAAGGUGCAAAGACAUUUCCCAGGCUUGAUGCACAACAAAAAUACAACCAAGAACAAAGCUCAUUUCAAGAGAAACCGCCUGUCCCCGUACGGAACAAUCGUGGCGCAUUGUUGGCAAAGCAAAAAUCAUCCUCCCACAAAAGAGGGAAAUCUGCCUCGUGGAAACAGAGACUAAAGAAAAAGCCCCAAGCCAAGAGCAGUCAACAGAAUGAGCAGAGUGAACGGGAGCGCCAGGCAUGGCAGUAUAGCAAGUUCCAUGAUCUCUGGGUAGGGUCCAAGCUUCGAAGAUUAGGCUACAUUUCCUCCCGUGAAUUUCAUGCCACAAUGAUAGAGCGAAACCCUUUACUUACCAAAGUUCCGAAGCCACUCACUCAAAGUACUUUCUCAUCACAACAUAAAAAACUCUUCCUUCCCCUCACUCAGAUAAAAUUCCACAAACACUUACCUGAGUCAGCACAGGAGAAAAGGAAGGAAAAACUGUUUGGUUUCGAAGAGAUCACUGAACACACAACAUUGGAGGCUAUCAAUGCUCCACCAGGAGGUGCGGAUCCAGCCGGUUUGCACCAGAGUGGUUGGUCCUCUACAGACCCUCUCUCCCAGUUCAACUUAUACACAAAGUCCCCUCAAAGCAGACCAAGUGGCAGUGUACAGGUGUUUACAGAAAAUGGUAACAAUUCUCAGGGACAGCAAUCAGUGAAUGUCAAUCAGUCUCUUAAUCAAUACAGCCAGAGAGCGGGUGCUACAGCUGGUGAAGACCAAACACCGUUUCAGCAGGAUGCGGAAGAGCAACCGAGGGGUCAGAGAUUGCAAAUGCUGCCUGCUUCCAGUUGUGACACCCUGGUGCCAGGCACUAUAAAAACUCUCAGGAAUGAAAAUGCAGCAUGCCCAGGUGGAGCAACCGUGGUGACAUCUGACGGUUCAGGGCCAGUCACUUCACAUAGUGUCGGUGACUUGGGGAAUUCGCCAGGAAAGAACACACUGAGCUGUUUCCUUGAAUCCCCAAUGACCUUCCUAGACACCCCUACCAAAAAUCUGAUUGAUACACCCACAAAAAAAGGACCGUCUGAACUGCCAAGCUGUAGCUGUGUUGAACAAAUUAUAGAGAAAGAUGAAGGGCCAUACUAUACACACCUUGGAACAGGACCAAGUGUGGCUGCUGUCAGGGAAAUCAUGGAGGCCAGAUAUGGUGAAAAAGGAAGAGCGAUUAGGAUAGAAGUCGUCGUAUAUACAGGCAAAGAAGGAAAAAGCUCUCAGGGGUGUCCGAUUGCCAAGUGGGUAAUAAGAAGAAGCAGCGAUGAAGAAAAACUCCUCUGCCUGGUUCGCCAGCGUGCAGGCCACCACUGCCAGACAGCUGUCAUUGUCAUCCUUAUCUUGGCUUGGGAGGGAAUUCCUCAUCUCCUGGCUGACACAUUAUAUCAAGAGCUGACCCAGAGUCUCAACAAAUAUGGUUGCCCCACCACCCGGCGCUGCGCACUUAAUGAAGAUCGUACCUGUGCAUGCCAAGGAUUGGAUCCAGAGACCUGUGGUGCAUCCUUUUCCUUUGGAUGCUCUUGGAGCAUGUAUUUCAAUGGCUGCAAAUUUGCAAGAAGCAAGAACCCCAGAAGAUUUCGACUAAUUGCAGAUGAUCCCAAAGAAGAAGAAAUCCUUGAAAGUAACUUGCAGACCCUUGCUACAGAUGUUGCUCCUGUGUAUAAGAAACUUGCUCCAGAUGCUUUCCAAAAUCAGGUAGAAAAUGAACACCUUGGCUCAGAUUGCCGUCUUGGACGCAAGGAUGGACGUCCUUUCUCUGGGGUUACUGCCUGCAUAGACUUCUGUGCCCAUGCCCACAAGGACACACAUAACAUGAAUAAUGGAAGUACUGUGGUUUGUACAUUGACAAAAGAAGAUAAUCGGUCAGUGGGGGUGGUUCCCAAAGAUGAGCAGCUCCAUGUGCUGCCACUUUAUAAAAUUUCCCAAACUGAUGAAUUUGGUACAAAAGAAGGAUUAGAGGCCAAGAUUAAAACUGGGGCCAUCCAGGUGCUCACUGCCUUCCCUAGAGAAGUCAGGAUGUUAGCGGAGCCAGUGAGAGCCACUAAGAAAAAGAAGGCAGACGUCAAGAGGGUGCCAGCUGAAAAACCUGGGCAGGUGCCAAAGAAACAUCCACCUCCAGUAAAGUUCAAAAACGGACCUCCUGAAAUGCACACCAAGGCACCCCAACUCUUAGGCAACAGAACUGAGGCAUUGCAACCUGACGUAAAAAGUGAACUUCCAGACUCACAUUUUGACCUCCAUAGUGUGACCAACACUACAAGCUACUCUUGGAUCAAGUCCAUUCAUCACCCAUUGAAAGGGACAAACUUACCUCUAAACUCUUCCCUGACCCCCAUGUCUGGCUUGGCAACAACUUCAUUUCAGAAUGACUCUGAAAUUUCCUACGGUUUUUCAGAUCAGGGUAGCGUUCCACCCUGGACAGUGGUUUCUACAAAAUACAGUGGUGCUAAUGCAGUAACUGAGGAAUGCCCUGGACUUCUACUGAAUGCUGAUCCAGCAUCCUUUCCUGGAGUGGCUUCUACCGUGACAGAUCCCCAAAUUCAUACUGACCUUCCCAUUGUCCCAGUGGAGCAUCUGAUUUCAAACAUGGCAAAAUGCCAACCUCCAUCAUUAUCCCCACCUAUUACUCAGAUCGCUAGUCCUGGUAACUCCACCUCAGUGAAAUCAGACAAUGAGCAGAAGCCAGGGCCAAGUGAAAUUGAUGUUUUGGCUUUACCCCUGGUGCAUCCCAGCAGACAAGAGCCUGAGCAAGCUGCUCAUUUCCCUUCAGCGGCUGAGCAGGUACCAAGCGAUGAGCUGACAGAAUCAGCUGACAGUGAAGAGAAGCCAGAAGAGAUGUGGUCAGACAGUGAACACAACUUCUUGGAUGACAAUAUUGGUGGAGUGGCAGUGGCCCCUUCCCAUGGCUCGGUGCUAAUUGAGUGUGCCCGGCGAGAGCUGCAUGCCACAACACCCAUCCGCAAGCCAAACCGCAACCAUCCCACACGGAUCUCUCUCGUCUUCUAUCAGCACAAGAACCUGAAUGAACCAAGGCAUGGGUGGGCUGUAUGGGAGGCAAAGAUGGCGGAAAGAGCCCGAGAGAAAGAGAGAGAGGCCGAGAGGCUAGCUACUGAGAAUGCCAACAACCAGAAAACAAAACAGCCUACUGAGAGUCCUGAGAUUUUCUGUGAGGAAAAUGAAUUAAACCAAAUUCCUUCCCGGAAAGCAUUAACAGUAACUCAUGACAAUGUCAUUACAGUGUCUUCUUAUGCCCUCACUCAAGUUGCAGGGCCCUACAAUCAUUGGGUCUGAAGGCUUCUAAAACACAGAAUCUUGUUCCAGUGCAAUGUUCUGUUAUUUCAAGGUGCUGUUGAAAAAAAAGAGUCAAGCUGUAGUUUUCUCUUUGUUCAUCUCAACCAUUUUAAGGCUGAGGUAAAAAAGGGUGUGGGGGGGGGAGAGUAAUUUCUUAAAUGUGACUUUAUAUUUUGACCAUUGGUGGAGUGGUGCUCAAGCACAUUUUAAACAACAAAAAAAGAAAUUUUAUAGUUUUUAAUAGAUUGCUUAAGCAAAGUUUUGGUUAGGUUAUUAACCUUGAUAGAAAGAUUCAGUUUAUGACCUUUAGGAAUUUAUACUUUGGUGCUUUAAAUCGAGUCUGUUUACUAUGAAAGAAAAAUCAUUUUUAGAGGAUUUUAACAGAUUCUUUCCUAUUUUAAGAGGUAAAAAAAAGUUUUACAGUAUUAGCUCUCCAUAGCUCUUGGUGCUUAACCACAUUGAAACAGUGAAAGAUAAGCUGUACUAUUACUUCAUGGUGCCAUUGUUCCAACAACUUCCAAUCAUUGCUCUAAAAGUGAAAAUCCAUUUAUACCUUCAAAAAUAACCAAUGAAAUUCCCUCUCUCUGGAAAGAGUUCUCGUAUCAUAUAGAAGGACCCAGGUGUUGUCCUUAGUGAUGGUUGGAGGCUGUUUGUAAACUGUAAAUAUAUAUACAUAUAUAUAUAUAUAUAUUUUAAAAGCACUUUCUAUUUUUAAAAUUAACUUGAAAUAGUAUAGUAUAAGAAUCAUAUUGUCUAUUGUUUGUGCAUAUUCUACAAAAGAAAUCAUUUUAUUCUUGCUGUGUAGAGUUCCAUAUUGCUACAACUGAAAUAUGUAUAUUAAUAAUGUAUGUGGUUUGUGGUGUUUCUUUUUUAUUUGACCUUUUUCUUUUCAUUAAAGAUAUCAGAUACACAUAAAUCAGUAAGCAAUGCAGAAAACUGUUGUCUACAAAAUCAAAUUUAGGAAAUAUAUUACCAUUUGUCUGUAUCAUUAUCGAGACUUAAACUAACAUACUGGGAACUUUUUUAAGGUAAACUCUUAUUUGAGCAGUCUUGCAAUUAAUAAUCUAACCAAAUUCUCAUCCGUCCUCAUCGGUGAAGAAUUUUUCAGAACGAAGGUGGGUGAGGUAAAUUCUCAUCACAUGGACCAUUGAAGUUUGUGGGGUCCAAACCCACCAAAUUCUCCUAGUGCCCAGAAGGAAUGGAGUGGGAAACUAAAUAAACAACUCCCAGACUUGCCUUGUUUAUUCUGAAAAAAUCUUACUGAUAUGAGAGAAAAAGUUGAUUUAAAUUUUUUUCAAAAUUGCUUUUUUUCCCCAAUUGUCUAUGUAAAAUGUAUCCAAGUCCCACAGAAAUGUUCAGUAGUCAGGAAAAAUGCUAAUUCAGUUCAAAUAGGUCUUUUUUUUUCCUUCAUGAGCAACUUCUGUGAACAUUUUAAAACAUGGAUUUACUUUUGAAUCAUUUGCUCCCAAUUUUUCAAAACUUAUGUUUCACCAAAUAAAUAGAAUUACUUUUGUUCUAAAAAAAACUAGGAAAAGUAGACACUCCAUUUACUAAAUACUAUAGAAUCCCAUCUUCCUUUCCUUUUCCUUUUUACAUUUAUUUAUUGAAUGAAGUUAUAGCCAAACAGUAAGGUAAUCUGAACUAAACCUUUUGUCUAUGAAGAAUUCUACUAAUGCUGUAUUUGACUGUGUUAUAAUGUAGAGGUGCUAUAACAAAAUAAAUCUGAAAUGUCUAGGUUACUUGCUAGUAUCUAAACCUAAAGGUGCUUUUUCCUUGGAAAUGCCAUAGGAAUCUACCACAACCAUUAAUACUGACAGUUUGGGUGCAGAAAAUACACUUUUUAAUUUUUUAAUUUUAUUUAAUUUUAUUUUGCGGGGCAAUGAGGGUUAAGUGACUUGCCCAGGGUCACACAGCUAGCAAGUAUCAAGUGUC